AUGCAAAUAAAUUUAUUGCGUUAUGUAACGACUACAGACGUUCGUAGAAGGAGUUCAAUGAACAACGACGUUGAAGCAGAUAAGCGACGCGAGGAAAGGUCCCAAAGAAGUUUAAUCGCCGAACGAGAAAAAAAAGAACAUAAAAACAUGGUUAAAUUAAUUUUCUGUAAAAAACAACAUAAACAAUGUUGUGAUUCAUUGACUAGACAUGAGAAUGUUGUUUCUCUGUUUUCUGGGGAUCGCUUAAAGUGCAAAGAAAACAAUGUCAUAACGUUGGAGUUGUCUGAUGUUUGGGUUUUUGUUGAUUGUUCAGCCAUGUUCAGCGUUAUGGUAACCCUUGGAGAUAGAACAUUACCAAGCAAUAUCGUUGACAACAUGAAAAGCCAUUAA
Molecule: messenger RNA, 390 nt
Organism: Clunio marinus
Lineage: Eukaryota; Metazoa; Arthropoda; Insecta; Diptera; Chironomidae
Source: the annotation of a GenBank genome assembly